AAUAUAAAAGAUCUCAUCUUUUUCUCAUCUCACUCUCUACAAAAGGUAUAGGGGAUGGACAAAGAAUAAUGGCGUAAGAUGAAAGUAAAGCCAAGAGAGAAAGAGAGAGAGAAAGAAAAAGCUCUAUAUAUUGGAAUGGUGGUGGGGAGAGAUUUUGCAGAGAGAUAUAGCUAGAGAGAUUACUAAAAAAAAAAAAAAAAAAAAAAAAAGAUAUCCAAAAGAAAAGAGAAGACAAAAGAAAUUCACAAGGAGAGUUCAUAGAGAUAUAGAUAAGGAUUUAACACUCAAAUUCCAAACCUUCUUUUUCUUUAUUUUUUCUUUUCAUUUUCUUGUUUAUUUUUCUUAUUAAUUAGCACAAUUGCAUAGAGGGAAAAAAAAGGGGAAAAAAACCUUCUUUUUUGGGAGUGAUAUGUGUGGGGAGGAUCAAGAAGAGGAUCAUCAUCAACAACAACAUCAAGGGGAGUGUUCACAAACAAUUGAGAAUAUGUUUCAAGAACAACUUCUUCUCCACCAACAACUACAAAACAACAACAAUAACACUGAUCAGCAUCAUAUGAUGUAUGGCGGAGAUCCUCAUCAUCAUCAUGGAAUUGGAAGAUCAGGGUUAAUUUUUCCACCCGAGGUCGUGUCACCGAUGCUCCAACCGUGGUCGUCGCUUAAUCCGUUUAUGAUCCUUCCGCCUCCACCGCCACCACCGCUACCGACAUCAUUAUCAUGUUCAUCAUCAGCUUAUGGUAGUUUGUUUAACCGAAGACCUCCUAAUUGUCUUCAAUUUGCGUAUGACGGUCCAUCUUCGGCAGACCAUCUAGGUCGAAUCAUAUCGACCACUCUCGGACCGGUGGUUCAUCCAGGUUCCACGGCUCCCUUUGGCCUACAAGCUGAGCUUGGCAAAAUGAGUGCUCAAGAAAUAAUGGAUGCUAAAGCUCUUGCAGCUUCUAAAAGCCAUAGUGAAGCUGAGAGGAGAAGAAGAGAAAGAAUCAACAAUCAUCUUGCUAAGCUAAGGAGCUUACUCCCUAGUACCACUAAAACAGACAAAGCAUCAUUGUUAGCAGAAGUGAUAGAACACGUGAAAGAACUAAAACGACAAACAUCAUUGAUAGCAGAAACAAGUCCAAUUCCAACAGAAGUUGAUGAAGUAAGUGUAGAUGAUGUUUCAGAACAAGAGAUGAUGAUGAUAAGUAAUAUUGGAUCAUCACCCAAAUUUGUAAUAAAGGCUUCUCUUUGCUGUGAAGACCGUUCUGAUCUUCUCCCUGAUCUCAUUAAAACCCUCAAAUCCUUACGUUUAACAACUCUCAAAGCUGAAAUCACAACCCUUGGUGGUCGUUUAAGAAAUGUCUUGUUUGUCACUGCUGACGAUGAACAACAACAACAACAACAACAAAAUAUUACAUCUAUUAUUCAAGAUGCCCUCAAAGCUGUCAUUGAAAAAACUUCAGGGGAUCAUGAUUCUUCUUCAGCAAAUAUCAAAAGACAAAGGACCGCUACUGCAAAUAACAUUAAUAAUAUCCUUUAAUUUUCUUUUUUUCUUUUUUUAUAUAAUUUUGGUAAUGAUCAUAUUCAUACCAUAUAGUACUGAAAAAUUUGAUCUUUUUCGUAUGGAGAUAAAAGGGUGAUCUUUCUCUAUGAUGGGUUUUUUUCUUUUUUUUUUUAUUUAUGGCUUAAAAAAUGAUGUGAGGUUUUUUUUUUAUUUUUUUUUUUUCAGAGUUGCAGUGAAGUUUUUAAGAAAAACCCUAAUGAGGUUUGCAUGUGCUGCAGUUGUGUCCCCAUUGAUAUUGCAAAGUGAUGCAACAAAAAAAAAAGAUUUUAUGCAUAAUAUUGUCUUUGACCUUUGUUGGGGUUUUCCCUUUUAAGUUGGAAUCAUAUUGGUCCUCCCUUUUGUUUUCAGAUUUUGUUGCAAUAUUUUUGGGUUUGUUUAAU
Benincasa hispida (wax gourd) is the source of this 1917-nucleotide messenger RNA. RefSeq names its product transcription factor bHLH30-like. Gene Ontology annotation, biological process: regulation of DNA-templated transcription. The record is from RefSeq and is a predicted model, not a curated record. Gene Ontology annotation, molecular function: DNA-binding transcription factor activity; protein dimerization activity. Lineage: Eukaryota; Viridiplantae; Streptophyta; Magnoliopsida; Cucurbitales; Cucurbitaceae.